Messenger RNA from Stylophora pistillata, 1152 nucleotides. RefSeq lists its product as uncharacterized. NCBI's taxonomy places the organism in Eukaryota, Metazoa, Cnidaria, Anthozoa, Scleractinia, Pocilloporidae. The record is from RefSeq and is a predicted model, not a curated record.
UCGAAUCUUUGUUGGCAAGAGUCCCCUUCAGGUUUUGCUGCAGAGAUCGGCAGUAAGGACGUUCUCAGACUACCGAAAAGAUGAGCGCUAGCGUCGAAGAAGAAGUUCAGCGUUCUCUUGACGAAUUAGAAGAGCAAUCCGAGCAAGCAGCUGGAGUUACGGUGGAAGGAACGACGGCGAGUGCAGAUAAAAGUGAUGUUGUCGAUGGUGAAGAUAAAGAGACAGACGAACCACCUAAAAAAAGGUCGAAAAAAAGCCCUGCAAAGAAAGUGUUGACCGCAGAACCUACGAGUGCUGGCAACGAUAAAUAUCCCUUUGCCCGUUCGCGUGGAAUACGGAUAUUCAGUGAUCGAGAGAUUGAAUCACAGGACGCAGAGAUGACCAAAGAGUACUGGCGUUUCUGGAAUGACACAGCUGAAGAAUUGUGUAGCGACAGAGCUUACAACGACUGGGGCAAGCGCGAUCUUAAGCUUUACAUCGAUGCUGCCUGGAUCAUUCAUAAGACAUACUUACAGGAAUUACGCGAACGAGAGCUGGCAGGGAUGUUGAAAGAGCUCCAGGAGAAACACGGAUAUGUGGAGUUGCCGCCGAAACUGAAAACCCAGGAUCAAGCUGUUACAAAUGCUCUCUCAAAGCUGCAAGAUUCUACAGCAAACCUUAAUGAGCUGAACUUGGAAUUGUCCCGCACCAGAGGCAAAGCUAUGAAUCUCAAACAACGGGCAGUGGACGAUUCAUUCCCAGCCAAACAGAAAGAAGACGAAACAAGAGUAAUGAGUAAACAAAUCAGUGAGCUUGAGAAAAAUCUCUAUGAAGGAAUGUCUGAAGUAAAGAAUGAUCAAGAUUCCAUGAAGAAAGCUCUUAACAGACAGAAAACAUUGCUUUUCAAAGCACGCCAGGAUCAUCCUGUACUCGGAGACAGUUAAGAAAUGAAUGAGGUCAUUUACAGACAAUGCAAACAAAAAACUCUUAAGUUUUUAUUCAUAGACAAAAGUAUUGCCAUGUUGCUUAUUACCAGUAACCAUUUUCUAUAAUCUUGAACCUUAUUUUUAGAGCAAGGAUUUUGUCUUGUUUUAAGAAGACUUCAUAUAUAAGUUAUUGAUGUACAUGUUGACUCUUGAAAAAAUAUAGCCAAUUGAUGGAUGAGUGUCAUUC